CUCACACAACAUCCGCGCUUGUGCGUUCUGUGUUUCCUCUGCAGGCAGGAGACAUCGCCCACAAGAAGCACUGCUCGCGGAGGCCGUUGCUGGAUACACACUCACUGCGAUUUUAUGGAGUGUUUUCCGUCUUGUUUACCCCUUUCGCUGGGUAAACUGGCACACCGAGGAGACUGGAAACUUGUCUCGUUUGCCUGUGUGCUUGAACUAAAUAAAGGAUAUCAAAACGUUCAUGUGUUAUCGGUGUUUAAGCUCCGACUCUAAAAAGAUAUAUAUGGAGCUAAUUCUGUGGGUUGUGAGCGCCUAAAUAAGGAAUACUAAGCUAAUUCUUCAUCAACAUGGAAAAUGUACAGAGUCUCUUGUUGUUCGUAACCGUACUCUUUGGUGGUGUACUAUUAGUCAGCGGCGCCUACUUAGGGGGCCGGGAUGAAGUGGGUCUUUUCAGCCUAACUAAGAAUACUGAAAAAUCAGUUACCAAGAGGAGCGUCAUCACUGAUAACUGUUUGACUGAUAACAGAACGCAAGAGGACACAAAGCAAGACCAGGACAAGGCCAAGGUCAACAAGAACAGUGCAAACAGCGUGGUUGAAAGAUCAGAGCUGAGAAGGCCAUUCGUCGUAUCUCCGCCCGGCCAUCGUGGGAGGCGGGAAACAGCAUCAUCGCAAUCUGUUUUUCCUCUUGAUUUCCCUCUGCCGCACCGGGAUGAGCCACGCCUUCUCUUACAGGACGCAUCUGGCCAUCCCAGUUCUUUGUCCAGUGCGGAGGAACCUGUGGGCCAUAGUACAGAUACUCCUGGUACUUCACCUCGUUUGGCCUCUGGCUCUCGCGACCUCUUUGCUCCCCAGCACUUCACUCCACGAGACGAGGUCACGAUUUCCCCUCACCACGAAGCCCAGUUCGCGUCGGGAUCGGGUGCUCGGAAGGCUCACGGGAAAAGAAGCCCCGGCCAUUAUAUCUUCCUAGAUUCCGGAGAGGCUGAGAGCGCCGAAGAUCUAAGCUUCGCGGGUCGAGGGACAUUCUGGUCUCAGACUCACUGGCUCUCGGUUCCUUCGCCUCCCCCUCCUUUCCCGGCGCAUCCAGGGAUCCCGACUUCUCCUCACGGCCUCAAAUCCUCGAAUGCCUUUAAACCUUUCUCGCUUCAGCCGACUCUAUCCAAGGUGCCGGUAUUUUCACCUGUGCCCAGUCUUCCACCUUCUCCCUUUUCACCUGUGCCCAGUCCUCCACCUUCUCCCUUUUCACCUGCGCCCAGUCCACCAUCUUCUCCCUUUUCACCUGUGCCCAGUCCACCAUCUUCUCCCUUUUCACCUGUGCCCAGUCAUCCACCUUCUCCCUUUUCACCUGUGCCCAGUCCUCCACCUUCUCCCUUUUCACCUGUGCCCAGUCCUCCACCUUCUCCCUUUUCACCUGUGCCCAGUCAACCACCUUCUCCCUUUUUACCUGUGCCCAGUCCUCCACCUUUUCCCUUUUCACCUGUGUCCAGUCCACCAUCUUCUCCCUUUUCAUCUGUGCCCAGUCCUCCACCCUCUCCCUUUUCACCUGUGCCUAGUCCACCACCUCCUUUUUCACCUGUGCCCAGUCCACCGCCUCCCUUUUCACCUGUGCCCAGUCCACCACCUUCUCCCUUUUCACCUGUGCCCAGUCCUCCACCUUCUCCCUUUUCACCUGUGUCCAGUCCACCAUCUUCUCCCUUUUCAUCUGUGCCCAGUCCUCCACCCUCUCCCUUUUCACCUGUGCCCAGUCCACCGCCUCCCUUUUCACCUGUGCCCAGUCAACCACCUUCUCCUUUUUCACCUGUGCCCAGUCCACCACCUUUUCCUUUUUCACCUAUCUCGCCACCAUCACCCUCUGCUCCUUUCAUACCUGUCCCAAGCGCAACACCUCACACUCCGCGGCCAUCUGUAACUCUGAAAAACUUACCGGUGUUAAAACUCCCGUCUCCUGUGCCACCAUCCGACCCACCAUCAGGCACAACUUCUCCCGAGCCUUUCUCAGCUUCAGCUUCAUUCCCACUUUCUGGAACUUCGACGAUAGCUCCUCCUCACCCUGAUUCCCUCCCACCAAUUAAUACUUCACCCUUCAGAUCGCCUCUGGAAUUCCCUAUCGACAUGCAUGCUAUAAGGUUCCCUCUUGAUACCCCUGAGGUUCAACUCCCUGUAACUCCAAUGCCC
Molecule: messenger RNA, 2168 nt
Organism: Penaeus vannamei (Pacific white shrimp)
Lineage: Eukaryota; Metazoa; Arthropoda; Malacostraca; Decapoda; Penaeidae
Source: RefSeq, a predicted model, not a curated record